AUGGCCCUAAAGCGCAUCCACAAGGAGCUCCUCGACCUGUCCCGCGACCCCCCGGACCAGUGCUCAGCAGGGCCAGUGGGUGACGAUAUGUUCCAUUGGCAGGCGACCAUCAUGGGGCCCAAUGACAGCCCCUACCAAGGGGGUGUCUUCUUCCUAAGGAUCCAACUUCCAUCUGAUUACCCCUUCAAACCACCCAAGAUUGCCUUCAUCACUCGAAUUUACCACCCAAAUAUUAACAAAAACGGAAGCAUCUGCCUAGACAUCCUUAGAUCUGAGUGGUCGCCAGCACUAACUAUUUCCAAAGUAUUGUUAUCCAUUUGCUCCAUGCUGUGUGACCCCAACCCUGAUGACCCUUUGGUUCCGGAAAUUGCUAAGAUGUACAUGAAGGACAGGAGGAAGUAUGACCAAAUUGCUCGCGAAUGGACUCAGAAAUAUGCCAUGUAA
Camelus dromedarius (Arabian camel) is the source of this 444-nucleotide messenger RNA. RefSeq names its product ubiquitin-conjugating enzyme E2 D2-like. Gene Ontology annotation, cellular component: nucleus. Lineage: Eukaryota; Metazoa; Chordata; Mammalia; Artiodactyla; Camelidae. Gene Ontology annotation, biological process: protein K48-linked ubiquitination; protein K11-linked ubiquitination. Gene Ontology annotation, molecular function: ubiquitin conjugating enzyme activity. The record is from RefSeq and is a predicted model, not a curated record. Bases 1 to 444 code for a protein of 147 amino acids. The transcript has a single exon.